GGUAACGCCAGGUCACCAGCUGGCGAAGAUCACAUUCGUGUGGACCAUGGCUGACAAGGAGUGUCGGGGAGAAACCGUGUGGGUACAACAACAGAUCCGACUGACGGACAGGGGCCGGGGAUGUCACCACAUCACACCAGACGUGGAGCAAGCUCUGGAGCAGACCAUGGGCCUCAGGAAGUUUGACGUCGGCGUGGCGCACAUCUUCCUUCAAGCUUCCAGUGCUAGUCUUGCACUAUCUGAUAGAUUUGACCCAGCAGCAAGAUAUGACACAGAGGCUGCUCUGAGUUCUCUGAUACCUGAGAAGUCAGAUAUAUGGACUCGCAUCUGUGAAGGUUCUGACGAUAUGCCUGCCCUGGUAAAGAAUUGCCUGGUUGGCUGCAGUCUGUCCAUCCCCAUAACUAGUGGGAUCCUCAACACUGGGCAUGGACAAGGCAUCUGGCUCCUGGAGCACAAGAACUUUGGAGGUGGCAGGAAACUGGUGAUCACAGUCCAGGGCAUGUACAAGCCUACCUUCAACAAGCCUCUUGGGACUCUGGGUCUAUAGUUCAUCACAUGCUGCAGCUAAUACAUGAUUCAUUUUCUUCCAAGUGUUUCAUACAAAUGGCAAUCAACAGUAAAUAUAUAAACUAUGUUAUAGACGGAUGUAGCCUUGCCAAAGUAUCAUAGCCAUAUUGUUUUCUUACAAAUAAAGUUUGAUUCCAAUCUGUUUUCAAA
This is a messenger RNA of Branchiostoma belcheri (Belcher's lancelet), 717 nucleotides long. RefSeq names its product UPF0047 protein YjbQ-like. The record is from RefSeq and is a predicted model, not a curated record. The transcript has 6 exons. NCBI's taxonomy places the organism in Eukaryota, Metazoa, Chordata, Leptocardii, Amphioxiformes, Branchiostomatidae. Bases 47 to 547 code for a protein of 166 amino acids.